Messenger RNA from Bursaphelenchus xylophilus (pine wood nematode), 516 nucleotides. NCBI's taxonomy places the organism in Eukaryota, Metazoa, Nematoda, Chromadorea, Rhabditida, Aphelenchoididae. The record is from the annotation of a GenBank genome assembly.
AUGAUGACUAAGACUGUAAUUUUAUCGGCUUUCCUGGUGAUCUCUGUCUAUUCUCAAGCCGAUGGAUCCGUAAGUGGCACCAUCUUGCACCCAUGGGGUGGAAAUCUGGGUCGAAUGGGUGGAGGAUACACCUAUUCGGCUCCGACAUAUUCAUAUGGCCCGAGAUACGAUUAUUAUGGAUACUCCGGAUACUCGGGUUACCCUUAUUCGGGAUACUCUGGAUACUCGUCUCCUUCCAGUUACAGCCCUUCCUCAUAUUAUAGCUCAAGUUAUGGACCAAGUAAGUACAUUUUAAAGAUUUCUUGUUUGUAUCACAAAGAAAAAUUGGUAGGCAAAGAGAUUUUAAUGCAAAGUUCUCUUCAAUUUGUGGAUUUUUUCCAUUAAUGUAGCCGAUUUUAAUUAAUUUUAAACAAGGCCAAUCAAAGGUCUAGAAAUCAUUUUAUGAUAUAAUUUGCAGGCCGUUACAACUACAACUACAACUACCGCAACGGCUACUACUACUACUACAGAAAAUAA